AUGACAAGCGCUGCCUCGUAUACGACAGCCUCACCUCCUUUCAACAAACCCAACGCAGAUGUCAUACUUCAGUCCUCAAAUAACGUCAGGUUCCACGUUCAUACCGUUGUUCUCAGCCUUGCAUCCGAAUUCUUCGAGAGCAUGUUCACGCUUCCACAACCAACUCAGAAGGACGUUGACACUGAAAGAGGGAUUCCUGUGAUCCCGGUGACAGAGGAUGCCGACACGUUGGACCACCUACUGCGAUUCUGCUACCCUGUCGAUAACCCGAUCAUCCCCGAUGUGGAGUCAGCAGCAGCAGUCGCGAAAGCAGCGAUGAAGUACCAGAUGGAAAGUGCCAUAACGCUUAUGACCCAUCUGCUUCAGGACUUCGUCAAACGCCAUCCUCUUCAUGUGUAUGUGGUGGCUUGCAGCAUUGCAUCGGACCAAUUGGCUCUCGAGGCAGCACUCGAAUGGUCUAGGACAAGUAACAUCGAUAGCUACAUAUCGGAGAUGGACCAUCUCUCUGCCGCCCAAUAUUUCCAACUCCUUAAGUCCCGACACUCAGGUGCUCUCGCGUCCCCCGGCAUCAGCUUUGAAGAAGAAUCAAUCUCAGACUCUCGUAGUUCGUGGGAUACUCGCCGUACCACCGCAGUUGCCCCAUUCAAUGAGUCUGCUAUUGGUACUGAUCUGAUCCUCCGCUCCGAGGACGGGGUACACUUCUACGUCAGCAGGGCAUUGUUGCUUCUCGCAUGUACACGGAACCCGUCUAUCCUCGACUCCUCUAGAACAUUCAUGGGCGGGAAGCCCGUCGUGCAGUUACCGGAGCACAGCUCUAUCCUGCUGAAGCUACUGCAAUUGACGUACCCACUAUCUCUUCCCGCUCUUGGGAACUUGGAGGAGACCACCGCCAUCAUCGAUGCAGCUGAGAAGUAUGGACUGACGAGAGCAUCUGAAAUUGCGAAGGACCACUGGCGCGAUUACAUCGAGUCGUCCCCAUUCCAGUGUUACUUCAUUGCCACUGCGCGCGGGUGGAUCAAAUCAGCUGAAAUGGCGAUGAAACACGCGGCCGUGGUUUGCCAGUCUGAUCGCUACGAGGACUACAUGGAAGGCAGCUCAGCGGAGGCUUACCAUCAGUUCCUCCAAUAUCGCCAGCGCUGCCGCCAAGCCAUCUGCGAUGUCAUGAUCCAAUACGACUCCGCGAGUGCACGCGUGGGAAGUAGCACCGCAUUAUAUUGGAGCACCACUGUCGCCACGAAGAAGGGUAGACUCACCCCUGUAGACCAUUGGACCAUUGAUGGCAUGCACCUUCUGAUACACCCGAAGGUCAAUGCAAAUCAUCGAUGGCGAUGGCACGAGAAGCUACAUAGUAUAUUGGCCAAGCAACCGCAAUACGACAGCUCAAUGCCGGGGAAACUUGUCACGCAAGUAAGGAAUAUUGAGGAUAAAAUCCGGAGCGCCUUCGAUAAGGUUAGCUAA
This is a messenger RNA of Postia placenta MAD-698-R-SB12, 1458 nucleotides long. RefSeq lists its product as hypothetical. NCBI's taxonomy places the organism in Eukaryota, Fungi, Basidiomycota, Agaricomycetes, Polyporales, Adustoporiaceae. Gene Ontology annotation, molecular function: protein binding. The coding region runs from base 1 to 1458 and encodes 485 amino acids. The transcript has a single exon. The record is from RefSeq and is a predicted model, not a curated record.